AUGAUUUCGACAUUAACUAAAAGAGUUCUGCUCCUGCCCAAGGUCUUGCAUAAUCAGAAACGGCAUAUACUAAUAAAUCCUGACCUACGAGCAAAAUUAACCGAAUCUCAAAAUCAUCCUGUAGUUGUGAUUGGAGGUGGACACGCAGGUUGUGAAGCAGCAACAGGAUCAGCAAGAUCAGGGACACCAACUACCUUGAUAACACCAGAAAUUAGCAAAAUAGGGACGGCUUCGUGCAAUCCAUCAAUGGGAGGUGUUGGAAAGGGCACUUUGCUACGUGAGGUUGAUGCACUUGAUGGAGUGAGUGCCAAGAUCACAGACAAGGCAGGAAUACAUUUUCGUAUAUUGAAUGCUUCAAAAGGCCCGGCAGUGCAUGGACCUAGGGCUCAGAUUGACAGAAAGAUCUACUUGAAUGAAAUGCAGAGAGAAAUUUGCAAUUAUCAAAAUUUACAACUCAUUGAAGCUCAAGUGAAGGAUAUAAUAAUAGAGCCGACAAAUGCUGAGGAUUACGACGGACGUGCAUUUGGAACUGUAAAAGGAGUAAUAUUAGAAGAUGGACGAAUUUUGAGAUGUGAUAAAAUCGUCGUCACCACAGGAACGUUUUUGGGAGGUGAAAUUCAUAUUGGCCUCAAGGCAUUUCCAUCGGGUAGAAUGGGUGAGAAAGCAACGUUUGGAUUAUCGAAAACUUUUAGACAAGCCGGAUUUAGGUUGGGGAGGUUGAAAACGGGGACACCUGCUAGAUUAUCUGCCAAGACAAUCGACUUCAGCAAUUUGAUUGAACAGCCAUCCGAUUUCCCACCCCAGCCCAUGUCAUAUUUGAAUGACCGUGUCGAUCUUGAGGAUAGCUUGGUAAAGUGUUAUCAAACACAAACAACUCCCGAGUUCCACAAAGUGAUUUCUAACAACUUGGAUAAAUCUAUUCACAUUAGAGAAACAGUCAAAGGUCCACGGUACUGCCCAAGCAUUGAGUCUAAAGUGAUCAAGUUUCCACAAAAGCAGUCACACGUAGUUUGGCUUGAACCUGAAGGUUUGGAUACUGAUCUUAUAUACCCGAACGGGAUAUCGUGCACAAUGCCAGAGGACAUACAAGAACAAAUUGUUAAACUUAUGCCAGGCUGUGAAAAUGUCAAAAUGAUGCAGCCAGGAUAUGGUGUUGAGUAUGAUUAUGUUGACCCUAGAGAACUUAAAAUCACCCUUGAGACGAAAUUAGUUGAGGGGUUGUACUUGGCUGGUCAAAUUAACGGUACAACCGGAUAUGAGGAAGCUGCCGCUCAAGGAUGUGUUGCCGGUAUCAAUGCAGGACUUUCGUAUGCGCAGAAGCCGUUAUUGGAGAUGAAGAGAUCCGAUGGAUAUAUUGGUGUAUUAAUUGAUGAUUUGAUAACAAAGGGAGUUGAGGAACCGUAUAGAAUGUUCACAUCUAGAUCAGAGUUUAGAGUUUCAAUUCGUUCUGACAAUGCAGACAAACGAUUAACCGAGUUGGGGUACAGUUUGGGUGUUGUUGGAAAUGAAAGAUAUCAAUAUUUCAAAAAUGAAGUUCAGCAAUUCAAUGAGAUCAAAAAUCAUUUGAAAAGUCUUCGACUUUCGGGAAGGACUUGGGCACCUGCAUUAUCAGGAGCAGUCACUGACUUGCGAUCGAGCAACAAGGUUGAUGGGUGGAAGCUACUUUCAUACAAAGGAGUUUCAAUCAAGGACGUGCUUCCGCAUUUGGAUACCUUCACAGGUGGAAAUGUCCCCUCAUUUUAUGAAAACUUGACUAACAGAUUGCUCAAUCGUAUUGAUGUUGAAAGUGACUACGAACCAUUCAUGUCAAAAGAGAAGGCUCACUUGAGUGCCUAUGCAGCGGAUGAGAAUUUACUUUUACCUGCCAAUUUUAAUUACUCCAAUACCGGCAACCUAAAAAUCUCCUAUGAAGCUUGCUCGAUUUUGAAUACAAUUCAACCAAAGACCAUUGGCCAAGCGCGUCGAAUACAAGGAAUUACACCAACUACCAUUUUCGAACUAUUGAAACUUGUAAGAGGUAAUCAAAAGCAGUAUGCUGCUGCCCAAUAG
This is a messenger RNA of Lodderomyces theae, 2049 nucleotides long. RefSeq names its product tRNA modification protein (gene MTO1). Gene Ontology annotation, molecular function: flavin adenine dinucleotide binding. Lineage: Eukaryota; Fungi; Ascomycota; Pichiomycetes; Serinales; Debaryomycetaceae. Gene Ontology annotation, biological process: tRNA methylation; tRNA wobble uridine modification. The record is from RefSeq and is a predicted model, not a curated record. The transcript has a single exon. Gene Ontology annotation, cellular component: cytosol. Bases 1 to 2049 code for a protein of 682 amino acids.